CGCCGUUCAGCUUCAGCGUUCCUUGCUCCCUCCGAUCGAAUCUCGUCGUUGGGUCGCCUGCGAUCUGAAGCUGUUUCAGUUUUGAGCUCGCCAAUGUCGGAAUCUUUCAUGUUCGGACACUGAUGUCGUUGAAACCGAACGUGGGGACAUGGUCUUCGGAGCGCGGAACUUUUGAGAGAGUCGCAAUCGAGGAAGAGCAAGUAUGAUAGCCCUGCAGCGAGCGGCUAAAUCCAUCCACACAGCCGUCAGCGCCCCGCGCGUCUCUAAAUUCUCCCUCCACGCUCCUAAAUGUGUGGAGGUGGAAUUCACCAAUGGUAGCACAUUUAGGUUGUCUGCUGAGUUUCUCAGAAUUUGCAGUCCUGCUGCAGAUGGCAAGAUGAGGUCUGUAGGUGGUGAAAAGGUAAUAUUUGGACGUCGUCAUGUUGGAAUUAUGAAAGUCGAACCUAUAGGAAACUACGGGGUGAGGAUAAUUUUUGAUGACUUGCAUAAAACUGGCAUCUAUACAUGGGACUAUUUUUAUCAUCUUGGAAGCAACAAAUUUACCCUCAUGAGAGAUUACAUUAAUACACUGAAGAAGCAUGGACUUAGCCGGGAUCCUUCCAGAAGAAAAUGAUAGCGACUUAUCUUCUGUGGUUGUAACUGGUAGUUUACAUGUCUUCACAGGUAUCUGGAGUAGGUUCUUUCAGCUUGUGCUUCUCUGGCUUCUUGGUUGGUGUGGUAUUGAAGAUUUGAAGGCUUUUCAGAUUCGAGGGAAAAUCUCCCAGUUCUGGAUUUUAAAAAGAAGGCUUGAUAAUUGUUCUGAUUCAGUACGAUUCGAAUUAAAAACGGCUGUAGAUGAAAAUGGACCUCCUAGGAGCCAUGGAAGAUUUAAAGGGAUUGCAUUGGCAGAAGAGUUCAAGAAGAUCGAAUCAGAUGUAAUAAAAAUGAUGUCUUGUCUACGACCCCUGGUGAUAUCAUAGAAAAUUAUGUCUACAAUUGUUGCAAUUUGUGUACUAAUAGUCUCAAAUGCUAAUAUAGUUUUCGCAAGAGAA
Molecule: messenger RNA, 1031 nt
Organism: Syzygium oleosum
Lineage: Eukaryota; Viridiplantae; Streptophyta; Magnoliopsida; Myrtales; Myrtaceae
Exons: 5
Coding region: 203-613 (136 amino acids)
Source: RefSeq, a predicted model, not a curated record